CUUGACCAGAGAGCAGGGGAACAGUGGACUUAUACUACUGUAAUCGUAAAACAUUUCAGGCCCGGUCUGUCGCCGCAAACUAGCAAUGGCUGUCUGGUAAUGUGGACCGUCGGAUGUGGAAGCCAUCGAUGCCGCUGUCCUCCCGCCGUGCCUUUGUGAGCUCUGCCGGGCCGAGACCCACCACCAUGGCCUCAGCGUUACCCCGCUGCACAUCUGUCAGACUCCCCGCUGUUGCCACUGUCGUCCUGCUCCUGGUGUCGGUGACCACUGUACAGUCCUCUCAAGGCGACAAGGAGCCGGUUUACCGCGACUGUGUUAAGCAGUGUGUCCGGACCAACUGCACCGGAGCUCGGCUGCGGGGCUUUCAGUCUGCCCAGCCGCAGUACAUGGCGCUGACAGGUUGGACAUGUCGUGAUGACUGUCGCUAUCAGUGCAUGUGGACCACCGUGGGGCUUUACCAGGCCGAGGGGUACAGGGUCCCGCAGUUCCAUGGCAAGUGGCCAUUUGCGCGCUUCCUGUGUUUUGAGGAGCCAGCUUCCGCCCUGGCCUCUCUGCUUAACGGCCUGGCAUGCCUUCUCAUGCUGCUGCGCUAUCGGAGCACGGUGCCACGCCAGAGCCCCAUGUACCACACCAUCAACGCCUUCUCUCUGGUGUCUCUAAAUGCCUGGUUCUGGUCCACAGUGUUUCACACCCGGGACACGUAUCUUACUGAGAAAAUGGACUAUUUCUGUGCGACAGCUGUCGUUCUGUACUCGAUCUACCUGUGCUGUGUCAGGACACUGGGCCUGAGGCGACCUGGGGUGUCCAGCAUGGUGGGAGUCCUGCUCAUCUUGGCCUUUACCUCUCAUGUGUCCUACUUGACCUUUGUCAGUUUCGACUACGGCUACAACAUGGCUGCUAACGCCUCCAUCGGCAUGGUGAACCUCCUGUGGUGGCUGUGCUGGUGCUGGCAGAACCGGCGGACCCUGCCAUACUGGUGGAAGUGCGGCUUGGUGGUGCUGAUGCUUCAUGGUCUAGCCCUGCUGGAGCUGCUGGACUUCCCCCCAAUGCUCUGGAUCCUAGAUGCUCACGCCGUGUGGCACCUCAGCACCAUACCUGUCCACUUCCUGUUCUACAGUUUCCUGAUAGACGACAGCCUCUACCUGCUAAACACAGAGAAGAUGGGUGUAAAAGUCGAGUAGGAGGAGCUCAUCGCCUCAUCACCACGCCUACACCCUCGCACCUCUCCAAUCAGGGCACCCGAACACGGAAGUAGCUCAGCCUCCCAGAUGACAUGCAUGACACCACAAUGACUUCCAUCAAAGUAGACUUUGUUUACAUUUUUCUUGUUUUAAUCUCUUUUUCUAUUCAUCUGGGGGUAAUUUCUCUCUUGUUUUAGAAGUAUCGCAACUGAUGCUUGCUCUACUUAACUUUGCCUUGUACUGACGUGUGUUCUACGGUUCUUGUGUCAUUUGUUAUAGCAGCAAAACAGGAUGAAGGAAAAAGUUUUGUAUUCUCCCGCAGCAAACCCAGUUUAUUGACUUCCAAAUGGGAUGCAUACUGUUUCUUUCGACUCUCAGGUACUUCUGAAAUUGAUCCCCUGAACCCAUGAUUUGACUCUCACUGGCCUCUUGGAAGUCCGACACACUUGUCUCUGCACAAAUGGCAGUUUGCCGUGGCUGACAAUAGAUGGCACCAAAUCCCUUUGCCAGGCCAUCAUAAUAUGCUCCGGUCCAGCAUGUGUCGGGGGCCGUCUGUGCCAAAAGUGGACUAGUGGACACAGAGAGGUGCCCCUUGUGAAGCGGGGGGGGGGCUGCCAGUAGAUUGUUCUAGAGAGGUGGGGAAAGGGGUUUAUGUUUGGAAGCCAUUCUAGCUGACUGUGUCUCUUUUUUUUUUCUCGCCAUCACACCUUUAUUUUUGUGCCUCUGUUGUUUCCACUGCUGCUUUUGUUUCUCUUAGUAGAAUCUCAGAUUUUCAUCCUCAUCAGCUGCCUUAGUUGUUUUAAAUCCUUUUGUUGUUGUCGACCAGUUUGUGCUUUAUUCUGUUGACGGUUUUACUUGAUUUUGAAUUUGGGUGGGAUAUGCCUGAUGAUCAUAAAAUGUUCUUUUUAUUCACCUGGAUUGCCUUUUAGUGUGAAGAAAAGGAGGAAAUGAUCGAGAUGGGACAAAUAAGCUGCGGCAGGAAACUGCAGACCUUUUCUUUUUUUUUUAAUCAAGAGUUUCUGAUCAAUUCUGGGGUUUAGGUGGUAUGUGUUUGUGGGUGUGUGUGUGUGUGUGAGUGAAUGAGUGUUAACAUGUUUGUUUGAUGCCCAUUUUCUGGAUUUGGUUGCAUUUCUUGCUGUAAUAUUCCCCAGAAUGGCACACACAACCAGCUGCUUUAGAGUUAACUGUCCCAUCAUGUGCAUCAAAUGCUCCAUUUACUUCCUUCCAUGUCUGCCUUCCCCACUGUAUCAUAACCUGCUUGUCAAUGAACAUGUUUCUUCUUUUUCUUUUAAAUCAAAUCUCCUUCCCCCCCCCCCCUCUCACAGCUGGCACCAAAACUCUUGAAGUCAUACCAUGUAUGUCUUCAUUCCUCAGAGUUUCCCUCCAUUUGUGCACUUUAUGUGUGUGUCUGUGCAUUUACAUGCAUUUGUUUUUUAUUUGAAAUUCUGCCCAUGCCUUUUGUAUCUCUGUGUGAGAAUGUGAACAAUGAACAGUAUGUGUGUACACGUU
Molecule: messenger RNA, 2690 nt
Organism: Chelmon rostratus (copperband butterflyfish)
Lineage: Eukaryota; Metazoa; Chordata; Actinopteri; Chaetodontiformes; Chaetodontidae
Gene: pgap3
Product: post-GPI attachment to proteins phospholipase 3
Exons: 8
Coding region: 114-1181 (355 amino acids)
Biological process (GO): GPI anchor biosynthetic process
Cellular component (GO): endoplasmic reticulum membrane
Molecular function (GO): hydrolase activity, acting on ester bonds
Source: RefSeq, a predicted model, not a curated record